AUGAGUUUACUUCAAUUGUUAACCGAUUAUUACGAUUCUGUAAUAGAAUCUGAAAAUAUUUAUCAUAAACAUGUAAUUCAAACCUUAUUGGAAUCUUCAUCAAAUAAUAACAAAAAUAAUAAUAAAAAAUAUACUAAGAAUGGCCGUAAUAAAAUGUAUAACAACUUUAAUGAGAUAUUGACAUUACAAAAGCAAAUAAACCAAUUGCAUGCCAACAUAACGCUUUUAAGUAAGGAAAAUGAAAAAUUGAAGAAUAUUAAUUUAACACAAAGAGCCUUUUGGGAAAGUAAGUUGGAUUCAGCGAAACAUCAAAUAGGUAAACUAACGGAAAAUUUAGCCUCCAUCAAGGAUAGUUCUACUGAUGUAGAAACUGAUGAGAGACUUCGGAGUUACAAUGUUGAUAAAAACUAUCAUCUGAAUCCAGUAGAACAUUGCAACAAAAAAAGUGUACUCAAUAAUAAUAAUGGAAAUGGCAACACUAAACUUCAACGAAAAGUACAUUUGCUGACUCCAAGAAAAAAUAAUCAAAUUCUAGGAGCAGAUAUGGUAGAUAUUACAUCAAGAAAUAAUAUACCUAGAUUGAGAGAUGUCUUGAAUAAAAAAACAAUAUUUGAUGUUAAUGGCGGCUAUUCUAGUAGUGCUAAUAGCGAUCAUAAUAAAGAAUCUGGAGAAGAAGAAGAAGAAAAAAAAGAAGAAGAAGAAGAAGAAGAAGAAGAUGAUGAUGAUGAUGAUGAUGAUGAUGAUGAUGAUACAGAUGAUCUUGAUUUCAUAAAAAUUCAAAAAAUUACCAAGUAUAAUGUUAAUUUCUUAGCUGACCGCAAUAAAAACAAUUCUAUGAUUAAAAGAAAGUUUAAUGAUGGUACGUUACCAACUUAUCUACCGCCACCACCAACAUCAUCAUCGCUUCCAGAUAGGAGUGUAAGUAUGAAUGACAACAUAAAGGAUUCACAAGAAGAUUUAACUUUGCAUAAAAACAGCAACAGUACCAAAAGAAGGAAAUUGUCAAAAGUUAAAAUAAUAAGUGAUACGUGA
This is a messenger RNA of Saccharomycodes ludwigii, 1032 nucleotides long. RefSeq names its product Lrs4p (gene LRS4). The record is from RefSeq and is a predicted model, not a curated record. NCBI's taxonomy places the organism in Eukaryota, Fungi, Ascomycota, Saccharomycetes, Saccharomycodales, Saccharomycodaceae. Bases 1 to 1032 code for a protein of 343 amino acids. The transcript has a single exon.